This is a messenger RNA of Rubroshorea leprosula, 4854 nucleotides long. The record is from the annotation of a GenBank genome assembly. NCBI's taxonomy places the organism in Eukaryota, Viridiplantae, Streptophyta, Magnoliopsida, Malvales, Dipterocarpaceae.
CUCGGCCUCUCGCCGAAAGUGUAUGGCAGCCACAAUAGGCAUGCCCUCAUCUGAUCAUUUGUCCCUACCAGAACACCCUUUCUCAAGGGACUUGCUCUGUCAGAAUACAUCACGCGCAUUUAAUGCGAUCACUCCGACCACUUGGAGAAGGAUCAACUCGAAGCAGGAACUCAAGGAUAUUCAGCAACUACAUUGGCGCCGUCUGUGGGAAAACGAACAAAAGCCAUCACCAGAAGUUAAGAUGGUACACACACGAGCAACCCAGCGCGAGAGUCCUCCCCAAGGCCAAGGAAGAGCCCAGCCCCCAAGUGUCAACCCCGUGUCACAGAAUGCACCAAUUGCAACCGCCCAACAUCAGCAGGUGGAGGGAGUUGGGGAACAUAGUCCACAAUAUCCCAACGCCGUGGCAAACGACCCUGUAACUGCUCAACUCAAUGCCAUGCAACAACAAUUCGAGAUCUUCCAACUCGUGCUCGCUCAUGUCGCCCCGACCGCUUCCCAAGCACAAUCUCACAUGCCACCCCAGCCACAAAACCCGCCCCAACCAGCUGCCUCAGAUGUCUCAAAGAGACUAGACAACAUAGAAAAGCUGUUGGCUGAGAACAAAAACCCACAGCCACAGACCCCACCUAUAUCAGCCUUCAUCCCCACUCCUCUCAAUACCAAAAUUACCCAAGAGCCAUAUCCAUCCGGUUUCAGGAUGCCACAGUUCGAAACGUAUGAUGGCACUAAAGACCCUGAUGACCACUUACAUGCAUUUUUCUCCAUCAUGCAGGCUCAAAACGCCUCAGACGCACUCAUGUGCAAGAUGUUCCCCUCCACAUUGCGCAGCAAUGCCUGGACCUGGUAUCACACCCUGUGUCCGAACUCGAUUAAUGCAUAUGUCGAGCUGGCCACCUCCUUUGCCACCAAAUUCUCAAGCAGAAGGUUGAUAAAAAAGAUGACACCCGAGCUCAUGCAGAUAACACAAAGAGAUGGUGAAUCCUUGAAGAACUACAUGAAUAGGUUCAAUGAUGCCAUGUUGGAGGUCAACGCCUUCGAUGAAGCAGUGGGAAUAACUGCCGUGAUACAAGGCCUCAACCAUGAUCGGUUUCGAGAUAACUUAAUCAAGCACACCCCAACCACUUUUGACGAGGUCAAUCAGAGAUCCCUCAAGUUCAUUAAGGCCGAGGAGUACGUCCUCUCCAAACCCCAACCCCCCAAAGAAGCUAAAACCCCCGCCUGGAGAGAAGAAGGCCAGAGCAGAAAGAAGUUCAAACCCACACAGAACCGAGGCCCAAUGCUGGUUCCCAAGCUAGACAGGCCCGACUCCAGCACCCCGCAAACGCGGCUUGGGCCACCCUUAUGGACCUCCUUCAUAAUACCGAGGUCGCAAAUUUUCAUGCAAAUCAAGAAUAAGAUGGAGCUGAGGAGACCAGCCCCUCUACAGAGCCCAGUGGCAAGCAGAGACCACACCAGAUACUGUGACUUUCACCAAGAUCACGGACAUACCACGGAAGAUUGCCACAGUUUGAAAAGUUUACCAAAGUUCGUCAAAGAACAGGGACAAGCUCAGGGGUCCCGAGCAACAAAUAACAGAGAUGGGGUAGAAUACCAACAAGCACCAACACCUCUCCCACCCCCAUCUAGAGUCAUUCACAUGAUAAUUGGUGGGCCCGAAGCAGGAGGCACAAGCUCCAAACAACAGAAGCUGUACGUGAGGGAGGUCAAGCACCGUAAUGCAGCUCAGAAAAGAAAGAUUGACGAGGAGGAUUGGAAAAAUCAAUCUGUGACAUUCACUUCGGCUGACUUCGAGGGAGUUGUCACCCCCCAUAACGAUCCAUUAGUCACCUCGGUCAUCAUUAACAACUGCGAGGUCCAGCGAGCGCUCAUUGACACCGGUAGUGCCCCAGAUAUAAUGUAUUACCAUUGCUUUGAGAGCCUUGGGCUCGACCCCACCCUCUUGCAAAAGUAUGACGGGCCCAUCUAUGGGUUCAAUAAUCAGCCAGUACCCGUGGAAGGAGUGCUGCGACUCAACGUGGCGUUCGGUUUCGGACGAACGUAUGUAACACCCUCAGUCAGAUUCCUGUCAAACGGGAAGUGGCGCAUGUGCAUCGAUUAUACCAACCUCAACGACGCCUGCCCUAAAGACUGUCAUCCCAUGCUUAGCAUAGACAAGCUGGUAGAGGCCGCCUUAGGGAAUGAGAGGUUAAGCCUCUUGGAUGCUUACUCGGGGUAUCAUCAAGUUCGCAUGGCACCCGAGGACGAGGUGAAAACCUCAUUUUAUGCCGGAGAUGAAAUAUACUGCUAUGUGAUGAUGCCGUUUGGGCUCAAAAAUGCAGGAGCAACAUACCAGAAAAUGGUCACAAUCGUGUUUCGGGCUCAAAUUGGCAGAAACCUGGAGGUUUAUGUAGAUGACAUUGUUGUCAAAAGUUCUCGAGCAGAAGACCACUUGACCGACCUGGCUGAGACGUUCAACAACCUUAGAAGGUGCAGCAUGAAGUUGAACCCAGCAAAGUGCACUUUUGGCGUUGAAUCAGGCAAGUUUCUGGGUUUCAUGGUUUCCAGAAGGGGGAUAGAGGUUAACCCUGAGAAGAUAAAGGCAAUAGAAGAAAUGAAACCGCCGAGGUCAACCAAGUACGUGCAACGUUUGGCAGGGAGAGUAGCAGCACUGCACAGAUUUAUCUCCAAAUCAACAGAUAAGUGUCUGCCUUUCUUUAAGGUCUUGAGAACUGCAGCUCAGAAGGACGAAACGGGAAAACCCCGGAAGUUCAACUGGACGACAAAGUGUCAGGUGGCUUUCGACGAGCUCAAAGCCUAUCUCAGCUCGCCGCCUCUGUUGACUAAGGCUCAGGAAGGUGAAAUCCUUUAUCUUUACCUCGGAAUAUUUGAUACUGCCGUCAGUGCUGUCUUGGUCAGAGAAAUGGGGAAACAACAGCAACUAGUAUACUAUGCCAGUAAGGUGCUACAGGAAGCUGAGCAGAGGUACUCAAUAGCAGAAAAGGCAGCCCUAGCUGUUGUUGUUACUGCAAGGAAGUUGAGGCCAUAUUUCCAAUCCCAUCCUAUUAUUGUGAUGACUGAUCAGCCUUUAAGACAAAUUUUGCAGAAACCAGAAUGCUCCGGGAGACUCAUCAAAUGGGCAGUGGAACCAAAUUCUGAGGCAGAAACAUGGACCCUGUAUGUCGAUGGAUCAUCUAAUAACAAGGGUUCAGGAGCUGGAGCAGUAUUAACUAGACCUGAUAGCUUUCGGAGUGAACACGCUUUGAAGUUCAACUUCCAGGCAACAAACAAUGUGGCCGAGUAUGAAGCCCUCCUCCUGGGAUUGCGUUUAGCGGCUGAGCUUAAAGUCAAACGCCUGCAGAUUUACAGUGACUCACAGCUGGUAGUUAACCAAAUCAAUUCUAUGUGCGAAGUCAUUGAUCCCAUCUUGGCAAAGUAUGUAGCCGCAGUCUCUGAGCUGAAAAACCGUUUCGAGAGAUUCCAGCUUACAAAGAUUCCGAGAGCAGAAAAUGAGCAUGUAGAUUCUUUAUCGAAGUUAGCAUCUGAGAACUCUGGGGAAGCAAAGUCUGUGUACAUCGAGAUAUUGAAUAAAUCGAGCUUUCAGACGUCGAGGGUGAUGGAGAUCAGCACUAACCCAGAUACUCCGAGUUGGACAGACCCCAUUCGGGAGUACUUCCUCAAUGGUACCGUCCCGGGGGACAAACAGGAAGAGAUGAAGUUGCGAAGAAAAGCCUCUCGGUACACCCUGAUUGGCGACAUUCUGUACAAGAGGUCCUACUCGUUACCUCUCCUCAGAUGCCUGACACCAUAUGAAGCAGAGUAUGCACUAAAAGAAGUACACGAGGGGGUAUGCGGUAGUCAUGUGGGAGCCCGGACUCUGGCACAUAAGGUACUUUGGCAAGGGUACUAUUGGCCUAACAUACAAGAAGAUGCAAAGAGGUUCGUGCAGAGGUGCCACAAAUGCCAGUUCUUCGCCCAUCUCACCCAUCAGCCAGCCGAAGAACUCACUAGCAUGAUUGCACCAUGGCCCUUUGCUCAAUGGGGAGUAGACCUUCUGGGCCCCUUUGUCAAAGCAGUAGGAGGAGCAACGCAUUUAGUGGUCGCUGUUGAUUACUUCACCAAAUGGGUAGAAGCCAAACCUCUCUCUUGUCUGACUUCGAGAAGAAUCGAGGAUUUCCUCUUCAGCUCGGUCAUCUGCAGAUAUGGGAUACCAAACCAGAUUAUCGCUGACAACGGCCCCCAGUUAAAUUGUAACUCCUUCAGGGACUUCUACUCCAGCUACGAGAUUAAGUUGGUGUUCACCUCCGUCUAUCAUCCCGAGGCCAAUGGAAUGGUUGAAUCAGUCAACAAAGCCAUCUUGGAAGGAAUCAAUCCGAGCCGAACUGCCACAGGCGAAACGCCCUACCACUUAGCCUUCGGCACCGAGGCAGUCAUUCUUGUCGAAAUUGGUGUCCCAAGCCUAAGAAUCAGUCACUUUGAACCAGCUCAAAAUGAGCGUCUACUAAGGGAAAACCUUGAUUUCCUAGACGAAGUUCGAGAGCAAUCCCGACUUCGGACUCUAGCAUACAAACAAAGAAUAGCCAACCUUUACAAUAAGCGAGUCCGACCUCGAAACUUUAGAGUCGGUGACCUCGUCCUCAGAAAAGCUAGGCUCACAGGGUUUGAGACCCGAUAUGGCAAGCUAGCACCAAACAGGGAAGGCCCUUACAUUGUAACCGAGGUCCUGGACCCCGGAGCAUACAUUCUCCAGGAUGCCGAGGGCAAAAGGGUGCUUAGAGUUUGGAACGUCAACAAUCUUAAAAAAUUCCAUCCUUGAGAGUUCCUUUCUUUAUUCUGAGUUAGGCAUCUUUUUGUAAAUAACAUUCCAGUACAAUU